Molecule: messenger RNA, 8011 nt
Organism: Tigriopus californicus
Lineage: Eukaryota; Metazoa; Arthropoda; Copepoda; Harpacticoida; Harpacticidae
Exons: 6
Coding region: 163-7797 (2544 amino acids)
Biological process (GO): regulation of transcription by RNA polymerase II
Cellular component (GO): nucleus
Molecular function (GO): RNA polymerase II transcription regulatory region sequence-specific DNA binding; protein binding; DNA-binding transcription factor activity, RNA polymerase II-specific
Source: RefSeq, a predicted model, not a curated record
UAUGACAAAAGUGCAGGCAUGUCUCUAUCUAUGAAUCAGCUGACUUAGCCAAACAAUACGAAAACAACAAAGCAAUCAUUUUUGGACUUGGGAGAUUUCUGAAUGGAACAGUGUGAAGUAAUCCCUAAACAUCUCUUUCCUAUUGGUCCUGGAUUGUGAAAGAUGUCUCUGCUGGCACCCGAUCAUCAACAUCUGCCCCAGGAAGGAGGCCCACCCACCCAUGAUCAUCAUCACAACCACCAUCACCACAACCACCAUAAUAGUCAUGGGUACUCCUCUCAAGCCUCGUCGGCCGCAUCACCACCUUCGUCCUCAUUACCAGGUUCACAACACCAUUCCAAUCCCCUUCCCCCGCCUCAUGAACACAUCCAUGCCCACCCUAACUCUCACCAUGAUAUGCACCCUCCCCCUUCUGUGCAUCAGCUACAUCAGCUUCACCCUGCCCCCGUCCCUGCCCAACAGCACGACCAUCUGGGGGCGUCUAAUCAUGCUCCCGGUUCCUCGUCCUCGUCCUCCUCUUGUCUUCUGCCAUACAAGGAAUUCGACAUGAAACCUUUGAUCGUAAGCGAAGGCUCGAUGCAUUGUUGUAAUGCCUUCGACCGACUACGGGCUCAACGAGAACAAGGUCGUUAUUGUGACCUCACACUCUCCAUAGGAGGCCGAAAAUUCCAGAGUCAUCGUUGUGUCAUGGCCUCAGUUAGCUCUUGGUUCGAUUCUAGGCUGAAGAUGCACAAGACCAUGAAGGAAGAGAUCGAGAUUGAUUGUCAGAAUUUGGAGGUAUUUUAUGCGGUGUUGACUUAUUGCUAUACGGGCCAGAUCACUAUUCAAAGAAGUAACGUGGAUGAGAUUCUGAUCUUGAGUGAUAAAUAUGCCAUUUCCAAACUCAAGGCCUACUGCGUUGAUUAUUUGAGCCGAUGUAUCAACACGGAGUUGGUUUUCAAGGUCUUACAUCUGGCCGUUCGCAUUGGUUCCUCGGAUUUGAUUAAACAGUGCGUGAAUUUCAUCCAUCGACGCUUUGACCAUUUAUGUCAUCGAGGCGAGAUGAUGGCCUUGAACUAUUCGGUCUUCAAGGCCAUUCUAAAUGAGUGCUUAUCAUCAGUGUCCCAAAAUAUUCUGCUAAUGUUCAUCACGCAGUGGGUAGAUUGUAAUAUUCCCGAGAGAGAAGGAUUCUUCAUGGAUCUAUUGCCCAUGAUCCAAUGGAGUUCUAUGGAGCCUCAAUUUGUCACUGACCACAUUGAACGGACGCCAUUGUACCAGAAUAGUCAAGAAUGUUUAUACGGCAUUCUGGGCUUCAUGUUCGAACAACAAGGCAUGUACUUGAGUUCGAAGCUCUAUGAUUUGUAUCAAAAUCUUCAAGAGCGGUUCUUGCAAGAGCCUGACUUGGAGGAACUCAACGAUAGUACCAGUUUCUUGUCUUUAGCUCUGAACAUCAAAGAUCUGGAGCACCCUGGCGUCGAUACGGAUUGGCUUCUUCAAAACGAGCCCCCUCCUCAAGACUCGGGCUUAGCUUCAUAUCGAUCGGUGGAACCGGGUCCAUCCUCCGGAGGCGGCUCCGGGUUGCCCAAGAUGGAGCGUUAUAAAGAUUCUAUUGAACUGGACAUUGUGGAGCAACUGAUUAAUGAGCAACGCAUGUCCGAGGAGAGAGGCAAAUACCGCGAUCCAUCGUCCUCGGUGAAACGAUAUGAUCCUAAAUUUCGAGCGUUGAAUGAAGUAUUUCGACAAAACGAAAUGGGUCCAGAUCCAAUCAGUGUCGCUUUGCCAUCCACAUCAGGGAACUUGGGCUCGCCACCCCCCACUUCCUCACCCAGUGUUAGAAUCGAUUCUCGGAGCAAUAACUCUCUAAACGACCGGGCCUUUGGAAAAAAUCUUGCUUCUUGCAGUGAAAGUGGUCCAAUGACUUCGGUCUCCUCCGAAAUGGUACACGGUUCUCUUGACAGUCAUGCCAUGGGUCAAGAACAGACUUGCAUGACGAGACCAAAAUACGAUAUCAGCAACAAGAUAUGUUCAGAGCUCGAAUUUAACCAAAACAAAUGUCUAGAGCCUUGGGUCUCCUCAUUGGAACAUGGGGCUCCGCAAUCUCCAGUGCCCCUCACGGCCACUCGUUCACUUCACGAGGAUGGUUUAGGUAGAAUGCACGUCCCAGAGAGUCAAUGUGAUCAGCACCCCAGAGAAACAACACUAGUCAAAAUUCCCGUCUCGGAUUCGUUGUCCCACCCUCAGGAACUUCGUACACUUCAUACGACAUCCAAGUUGAUUUAUGACGACGACGCUAAUGACCAUGGUGCUAAUGAAGUAGAUGACCCGGACCAUUCCGAAAUCAUUCCUGGCACACCAACUCCGCCCCCGAGUCAUCAAAACCAGCGAGAUUGUCAAGAGGCUCUCAAUUUCUUUCCUGGGUCACACUUAAGAGCCCAUAGACGCGCUUCCAUUUCACCAGAUCCCAUUAUGACCUUGAGCCCUGUUUACCGAGACGAUCAAAACGACGAAAACCAAGACAAGGAUUUGACUGCAGCAUCCCCAUUGUCCAAGAAACGCUUGGUGCUAAGAAGAAGGACGUCUCCCACUCCAAAAAAUGAGGAACAUCUUGCUCCCAAUGGGCCGACGUUUCACCAUCAAGGACAAAAGCAGCAUGUCAAAAAAGCCAAGCUGUUGGCCGAGCAUCGAAAAUUGGGCGAUGGAGAUGCUCAAUUGCAUCAGAAUAAAUCGUCAGAAUUCAUGCUUAAAUGUGAUCAUUGUCCCUACAAGACUUCGAUCCGACAACGGAUGAAAGCCCAUGCCCGCCAACACGUCAAUGGCGUGGUACUGGAUUGUCCGAAGUGCCCGUUCCAAAGCAAAUGGAAGAAAGAGAUGAGUUCCCACAUACAAGAGCUCCACUUUCCUGGUCCCCCGUUUCAUUGUGACUUUGAAGAAUGUUCUUACAGCAAGCACAAUCUUUACGUAUUCCUCGAGCACCGGAAAACCCAUGGGACACUGAAAGGAUACAAGUGCGAUGUCAAGGACUGCUCCUUUGCCACCAAGACCAAAUGUCGCCUUUUGAUCCACAAACGUACUCAUGAGCGCACGUUUUAUUGCGUAGAGUGUCCCAAGACAUUCACCUCAACAACGGCCUUGGUCAGUCAUAAGCAGGUUCAUGCCAAGGGUCGACCCUUUGCCUGCGAGCAAUGCGACUUCACGACAAAGUUCAAAAGUAAUAUGAACUUCCAUAAGCGAAUUCACGAAGGAAAAAUCUUUCGUUGUGCGUUUGAAAACUGCUCCUAUUCCACACCCAAGAUGAGCUACUUCACAAAUCAUCAACGAAUUCAUUCAGGUGAGAAGACGUUCAAGUGCCCAGUUUGCAAUAAGGGUUUCGUGGAGAAAUCUCAGAUGACGCGACACAAGCUGAUUCACACGGACGAGAUGCCAUUCGCAUGUUCCAAAUGUGAUUUUAAAACCAAACGAAAAGAUAAACUCAAGAGUCAUUUGCUUCGCAUUCAUGGGAUCAAUGGUCUACCCAAUGAGAAACGGGCCAAAUUCAUGUUGAAGCACGUUGCUUCUAAACCUACUUCCGACUCGACCGCCUUCAAGGCCGUUUGGGACGUGGCCGCGGCCAAAAAUCCCAAGGGCAUGUGCACGGGCUCAAUGAGUCCGGCUCGAAGGAUCUUGUGCAAUAACAAUUCGGUCUGGUCUUUGGUGACCUCGGUCUCGAAAUUGGGAUUCUGGGUCAGAUACUUUUGCAUCCACUCGACGGCCUCAUGUCCCGAGAAGCAGUCCUCGACCACCGAGGACUUGAGCGGACCCUUGCGGUGUUUCUUGACGGGCAUGCCGCCAUUCUUCCGGUUUCGGAUAGAGGGUGUGUCUCAGGGCAUUGUCCGGAUCAUAUUCAAAAGACACACCGGCCGUGGGGUUCCACUUGGCGUGCUCCUUAGCAAUGCCUUUCUUGGCAUAAGCCCGCACCUUGAGCUCUUGGCCUUUCCUCAAUUUGCAAAUGAGGAUAUCAUCCGAUUCCGUGCCUUGGCCGUAAUCAUGGGCAUCGUCAUCGUUAUUUCGCGACGUGACCGGGAUGACCCGAUUAUCGCUGGACUUGAGAUCAGCCGUGGUCACGUUCCGCGUUUGAUCCUCAUUGCAUUUCACGUCCAACGUGAACUCGAUCGAGCAGUCGGAGCAGAAAUCCGUGCAGUUGCACUCACGACUGUACUGCAUGGCCUCGACAGCCUCAUCCGAGGUCAAGGGGAUCAGGCCCAGACGAUGAGCCAGGAACUCGUCCGAGAGGACGGUGGAGUUGGCCUCCAACUGAAUCCAGUCAAUGGCCAUAGUGGGUGUCUCGGCAAUCAUCACCCGCCGCAAAGAGUUGGCCACACUCAGACAAGCCCUGCUGGCCCAGCCCCGUUCAAGGUGUUGAAAACAGAACGACUUUUUACAAUCUGCAUGGCUUCGUCUUCCACGGCCUCUCUGGCCGAUUUGGGCGUGACUGUGUCGUCCCUGGACCCCAUGGUCUCGUCCCAGUCCUCGUCCACGGCUUGGAUCCACACCGUCUCCGUCUCAGACAAUUUUUCCAAUGUGGUCGUGUCGGACGCCUCAUCACUCUCCGAACCCAUGCUCCUCCCGUUUUCCUCGGUCAUGUUACCUUCGACGCCCACCGCCGGGAUCCUCAGUAGCAAAUCUCAUCAUCCCUUGGGCAAAUUUUCUCACGAACCGCUAUUGACCAAAAUGCCACCCGAGGAUCAUAAUACGGGCCCCCUCGCGGAUAUUGUCAAAAGCCCAUUCUUACACUUUGAAAGCCAAUCCUCGACCUUGGGGGGUUCAGGGUUAGAUUGGGGGGACUCCAAAUGUCAGACCCCGACCUUAACGACCCUGGCCUCGCCCAUGAUGGGCAAGCGGAGCAAAGUCAACCAUUCGGUGUUGAAUCAUCCCAGCCAGCCACUCAACCUAAUUGAAGGCCAUUCUGAACCAGCCAAGACAAUAUACAUGAUUUCAGAUGUCAAAACCCCGACCAUGGAGCCGGCUGGCCUGAGUAUCAAGCUCCUCGAUGAGAUGAUGCCCAAUGGAGCCAGCACUUCGCACCAUAAACUCAUGCCAGGCAAUUUAAGUCUGGUCAUGCCCUCAGUUACGCCCACCUUGGUUAGCACUAGCAAUCCGGUCAUGAGCAACAGCCUUUUUGGCUCACCCCAUGUGACCGACUCAUCUUACCCGUGUCUGACCAAGAUGGUCACGAGCAGCCAAGAUAUGAACUUGUCGCUCCCGAACUAUGAGUUGGUCAGCGAUUCCUUGGAUUUGUCACUCUCUUUCCCCGGAUUGACCUCCCCGACCCCCGCCAAACUCAAGCCUCAAUCCAGCUUUUCUUUGUUGGAGCCCAUGAAUAUGCGAUGUCUCUCCGAAACCGCUGUCUGUCAGCCAGGCCCCUCCCCGCGAGUGAUUGAGGAUGGCUCUGGGACGUCUUUGAGGCUGCUCAGUAAUGCAGAGCCCGUUCGAUUGAUGCCCGGUGGACGAGAGCAAAUGACGGCCAGUCCCCAAGUUCGAAUCAUGCCACCCAAAACUCCGCUCUCGGAUCAACAAUAUCACUUCCAAUUCAUGGAUAAUGGGCCUAACUAUGCACCUGUGCGUUUGAUCCCUCAAGCCACGUCUCAUUUAACGUCCACCUCGAAUGUCAAUCAUCAAAAGCAGCAGCAACAACAACAACAACAGCAGCAACAGCAACAGACCCUCCAUCGAAACAAAUUGAUUUUAAUGCCCGAGCAAACGUUAAUGGAUGCCACGCCCAAAGCUCAACCCAAGUUGUAUUUGAAGCAAAUUUUCAAUGGCAGCGUGUCCUCCAUAUCAUUGCCCAAUCCCUUAUCCGGGAAUUCAGAACCAGUCAAGGAGAAGAAGAAUGUGGUUCAACCCAUAUCUUGCUUCAAGUGCACCGAAUGUGGGUUUCUAGGCUUGUCGCACAAGCAAGUGGAGGAUCACGCUCUCUUCGAGCAUGAAUUUGAUCUGACCGAGGACAACGAAGAAUGGCUGGUGGUGGCUCAAAGGGAGUCCAUCAAAUUAGAAUGCCCAUUCUGUCCAAACAAGUUCAAUGCUGAGGGAUCCAGAUCGUUCAAAGUGCAUGUCCUGGACGACCACGGCGUGAAUGAGACAGAAGCGGACAAGCAUUUUCGAGACGGUCAUCAGAAACGCCGAACCAAAACCUUGGAGUGGAUGAAGGCCAAACGAGCAGAAGAAAAGGAAGAACGCCGCCGCGCCCGUAGAGACGUCCUCGAAGCUUAUGUGGAUGAGCAAGGACAGUUGCGGGUGAGAAAUACCACGAAGGGUAAAAAAAAUAUUGUGGACGACGUGGCUCCCACGCCCACCUCAAGCAACGCAAUGAACACUCCAAAUGUGGAUGUGAGUGCCAACGAGUAUGUAGAUGCUCUAGAAAUCGGCAAGAAAAUUGCUAAGUCAAAGAAGCUUGCCAAGUUGGGAUCGCUACCGGACCCUGUGCCGCAAGUGGAUGAAAAGCAAAAGCUAUUAAUUGGCUUGUCGCAAAAAGCGAAGAAAGGAUCUGCCAAUGCUCAACCGGAUGAGGAUAGUUCGGAUGAUGGGGAUGAUAACGACCAUGAUGAUGAAGAUGAUGAAGAGGACGACAUGGACAUUGACAUUGAAACCCUGGCCCCUGUUCUUUUGGAUCCACUCAAGUCAGAGUCCACAGAUCAGGCUGGCGGAUCCUCAUCCUCUCCAAUAUCACGACGAAAAGUGGGUCGACCCAAAGGCUCUAGAACUGUGGGAUUGACCAAACUGAAACGAGUCAAUCGAAAUAUUGAACUGAGUGAUGAACGAAUGGGAACCGAAUGUGGACUCCAUGCUUGCGCCAACCGAUUCAAAUGUGCAGACAAGUUAGAGUACCACCGAAAAUGUCAUCUCAAUAGCGAAACACUUCUGUGCUUGGAGUGUCAAAAUGAGUUUUCACAUUGGAAGCCAUUAGCAUUGCAUCUUUGGAGCAAGCAUAAGAUUGAUAUGGAAUUGUUCAAAUGUGAUCAGUGUGAGGUUUUUCGAAGCUUCUCAAACGCCAAACUUCAAGCCCAUAAGGUUUGUCACAAUACAGAGCGGACUUUUUUGUGCGACGACUGCGGAAAAGGAUUUAAGUCAAAAAAGAACUUGCGCCACCAUCAGCAAAUUCAUCGAAGGAAAAAUAACCCGGACGAGAAUCCGGCCAAAUUUGUUUGCCAGAUUUGUCAGCGGGCCUUCCGUGAGUUCCGAUUGCUCAGACAUCACACCAACAACGUACAUGAAAAGCUGAAGCCACAUUUAUGUAACUACUGCGGAUACUCAGCAUCGUCCAAGUCAAGUUUGAAACUUCACUUAAGACUUCACACCGGAGAAAAACCAUAUUCCUGUGGGGAUUGUGAUUACAAGUCCGCAGACCAUAACAGUCUACGUCGUCACAAGCUCGUACAUUCCGGAGAGAAACCGUACAAAUGUCAAUAUUGUGAGUAUUCAAGCAUCCAGUCUCGCACCUACAUGAUCCACCUGAAGAAUAAGCAUCCGAAAGAAGCCGAAUCUCAUCUCUUUCAUUGCGAUCAGUGCAUGUUCAAGACGGUGAAGGAGGGGAAUUUUCUCACACAUUUAGCAGAGCACAACCGGAAAUCUCAGAGCACUUCCAAAGAAUUGGCAAGAAAGGUCAAGACCGAAUCCGCAGACUCAACUACUCUGACGCCGACCAGUGUGGUUGUGGUUGUUAGCUCCAACGACACUUCCACCACGCCCCCCAUAUCAAGAGUGUUGUCAAUGGUGGGGGAUAUCAGCAGCGAAAUUGAUCCCAGUGGAGGGAUUCAAAUUCAUUCCUCUGAAUCCUUAGAUUGAGGUGAACGAUCUACUUGUGCUAUGCAUGUACAUUUUUGCCUUGGCUCUAAUUCGUUCAUGUUUGUUGGUGGAUUGUGGGAAAGCCCUGUCAAAUGUCUAGAACGGCUGCCGAACAACAAUAAACAAUUCAUGAAAGGUGGGGUUUUCUGCCAAGCAUUUGUCUUGCAGACGUGAUUUAAGUUUAUUCAGGAAUAAAAGUAUUUGGUUAAUAAUU